AUGGAAAUUGAUACAGUCUGUUGCUUGAAAGAGGAACUUUUGAAGCACGCAAUCGAGCCAAAGGCUACUAAGAAAGAUGGGCAACAUGCUUCUUACAAUUCAACUGGAGUCUUCUUGGCCGUUUCCAAUAACCGCGGAGACAUAAUAGUGAUAGAUUUUGUCCUUCGGAAAUUUUGGUCGUUGGGCUUCAUAGCUCUAGGCUCGACUCUCAUCAAAUUCAGUCCAUUCCAACCAUCCGAUCUCUUGGUAGGUGGAGAAGGAUUCCUCCAUAUCGUCGACGCCAAUAACGGAACAAUACUGGCCAUUUUAGAAGGUCAUCGAGGAGCCUUAGUGGACGCAUCCUUUUCCGAUAAUCAUCUGUUAAUAACAUCCACGAGCAACGAGGCAAUAAUUUGGAGAACCGAAAAAUACGAGAAACUGCGCGUUCUCGUUUUAGAAGAAGGGACCAUUUUGAAAUCAGUGGUCUUCAUGCCCAUCAGUAAUAACGUGAUGACAUGUUACCAGAACGAUGCAAUACAAGCGUGGAAGAGCGACACGUUAGAACCUAUAAACCAAAUUAUUCCUAACGUCAUCAACAGAAUCACCGUGAAGACUAUAGCCUUUACUAGGAAUGGUCGGGCAAUGGUUAUAGGUGGAUAUUCACCGCAACUACUGGUCUUCAUGAUUGACAUAUGGAAAGCAGUGGAGACGUUAACAUUACCAGAAAAUUUCCGGGGUGUCAAGCAGCUGGAGUUUCUUCCGCAACAUUUCGAUGCUGGAGCGAAUAAAAUUUUGAUCGCAUUAACGACCAAUCGAUUCGUUAUCUUCAUUGACAUGGAAAAGGAGGAGCUCAUCACAAAAUUGGAAUGCGCGGAUGUUAGCAGGAUAAGCGUGUGUCCUUUGGGCAAACAAAUCGGCUGCGUCACCAACAGCGGCGAUGUGCGCGUUUUUGCUGUCGCCCAAAUCUUCGAGAAAUACAACAGCAAAGAGGCUCUUGUGCAUGAACCCUACAAACCGGGUAUUGUCUUGAGGAAACCGAACUACGCAAAAGUAAAACAGAAGAUGAGAGAUGUUUUAGACUUGAACAAACUUCGCGGAAUCUUGAAGGAGUUCAAUGCCUAUCCGGAUUUGUACCGACGGACGAUUUGGUCCUUCAUACUGGGGAUUCCUAACAAUGCUAAACAAUACGAAGCUAUAGUGAGGAACGUUUACGAUUGCAAGUUUCUUGAUCUGGAGAGUUACUAUCCAAUUGAAAAUAAACGGGAUUUGAAGAACCUAAAACGAACUUUGAGUGAUUUAGUCUCUUGGUGCCCGUUCUUCUCCGAAGUGACUUAUUUACCCACAUUCGUUUUUCCUUUUACGCGAUUUCUGCAGUCCGAACCGAUAAUCUGCUUCGAAGUCGUCAUGACCAUCAUCGUGAACUUCUGCCAAUAUUGGUUCGAGUACCAUCCGCUGCCUCCGGUUAACGUACUCGGGAUGAUCGAAAACAUUCUGAUGGAGCACGAUUCCGAAUUGGUUUGUCAUCUGCAUGCAAAUGCUGUGACCUCCAAAUUAUACGCGUGGUCUCUGUUGAAGAGCGCUUUUUCGGAAAUAGUCUGCGCCAACGACUGGUUGAUUAUCUGGGAUCACAUCAUCUCCAACGAACCAUCAUUUGUUCUCUUCGCCGUAGCAGCUUACAGUUUAAUCAACCGCAACUACUUGUUAGCGCACAAAGGUUUAGAUUACUUCAACGAAUUUUACCACAACCAGAAUCCGCUUGAUUUCAAACGAUUCAUCGCAAAGAUCUAUCAGUUACUGGCUAACACAACCGAGAACAACCAGCCAAGACAGUACUUGGAUUAUUUUAUACCGCGGGACACUUAUCCGGAAUUCGAGGGAUUCCCGCAAUCCUCCUUGCAAUACGAUGAAACUAAGCAAGCGGUGCAGAAGGAAAAUAAGGAUAUGCUGAGGAACGAGCAGGAGUUUAUGCGAACGCGAUGCGAGGAAAUUGAUAAACUGAAGGACGUGCAACGCGAAAGUGAAGAAAUGAUGCGCCUGUCUGAAUUAAGGGAACUCUACGCGAAUAAGAUGAAACUGGAGAGGAAGUCGGUGUGCGAGCAGCGUGAGCGAUUAAGGAAAUUCCGAUCGAGAAUCGCCAAAGAAGAAUCUGAAUUGUUGAGCGUUGCCAAAAUGGAGAUGCUGGAGAAGACGUGCAAGGAUAAACGACGUACUUUGGAAACGUUGCAGAGCGUCAAACAAAAUGUGUCUCUGGUGGAAGAAGAGCUUUUAGAGCAUUACAAGAAAUUGUUGAAACAUAAGCUACAAAUCGAGAGGCUGAUGCGUGGCCAAGGAGACACCACGGGAUUGACCGAAGAGUAUCGCAAACUGGAAGACGAAAUACUUAAAGCUAGAGUGACUGCAAAUAGUACCGAAUAUUUAAAACAAUUGAACGUGGCUACCGGAUUGGCUGCGAUGGACAACUUGAUCGGAAAGGUGCAGUCCGAGAUUGAGAAGAGAUCGAAGAGUAGUAGUUCGGAUUCUACGAACACUCUGCAAAUUACUAAGUUGUCCAGUGAAAGCAAAGAACUGGGAGAGGAGAUCAAGAAUCUCAUGAGUCUUCUCAGUAAAAUUAAGUGAUUUGUAUAAAAUGUAAUUUAUUUAAUUUAAAAAACAUGUUAUAAAGCGUAGCUCAAUAAUAUUUAUAUACAAAUA
Nicrophorus vespilloides is the source of this 2670-nucleotide messenger RNA. Its product is annotated as TBC1 domain family member 31. The transcript is spliced from 9 exons. Gene Ontology annotation, molecular function: protein binding. Gene Ontology annotation, cellular component: centrosome. NCBI's taxonomy places the organism in Eukaryota, Metazoa, Arthropoda, Insecta, Coleoptera, Silphidae. The record is from RefSeq and is a predicted model, not a curated record. Bases 1 to 2595 code for a protein of 864 amino acids.